AUGGUACAAAUCAGCGAGGUCAAGGGCAACAAUCGCGACAACCGCACCGCCGCCCACACGCACAUCAAGGGUCUCGGUCUCAAUGCCCAGGGGAUUGCCGAGAAGCAGGCCGCGGGCUUCGUGGGCCAGGCCACGGCGCGAGAGGCAUGUGGUGUCGUCGUCGAUCUCAUCAGAGCACACAAAAUGUCGGGCCGCGGCGUGCUGCUAGCAGGCGGCCCUGGCACCGGAAAGACGGCCCUGGCGCUCGCCAUCAGCCAGGAGCUCGGCACCAAGAUCCCCUUCUGCCCUAUCACGGGCAGCGAAAUCUACUCGACAGAAGUCAAGAAGACCGAGGUGCUGAUGGAGAACUUCCGGAGGGCGAUUGGCCUCAAGGUCCGCGAGACAAAGGAGGUGUACGAGGGCGAGGUGACGGAGCUGACGCCCGAGGAGGCCGAGAACCCGCUCGGUGGCUACGGAAAGACCAUCAGCACGCUCUUGAUAGGACUCAAGAGCGCCAAGGGUCAGAAGAAGCUGCGCCUCGACCCCAGCAUAUACGAAGCCAUCCAGAAGGAGAGAGUCACGGUGGGCGACGUCAUCUACAUCGAGGCAAACACGGGCGCCUGCAAGCGCGUCGGCCGGUCAGACGCCUACGCCACCGAGUUCGAUCUCGAGGCCGAGGAAUACGUCCCCAUCCCCAAGGGCGAGGUGCACAAGAAGAAGGAGAUUGUCCAGGAUGUCUCGCUACACGACCUAGACGUGGCCAACGCGCGCCCCCAGGGCGGUCAGGACAUCAUGUCCAUGAUGGGCCAGCUCAUGAAGCCCAAAAUGACCGAGAUCACAGACAAGCUGCGGACCGAGAUCAACAAGGUCGUUAGUAAGUAUAUCGACCAGGGCGUUGCCGAGCUUGUUCCGGGCGUUCUGUUCAUCGACGAGGCGCACAUGCUUGACGUCGAAUGCUUCACCUACCUCAACAAAGCCCUAGAGUCCCCAAUCUCGCCAAUCGUUGUUCUGGCCUCGAACCGGGGCAUGGCGACGGUCCGCGGCGCCGAUGACCUCGUGGCGGCUCACGGUGUCCCCCCUGACUUCCUCACCCGGCUGCUCAUCAUUCCCACGCACCCGUACGAGCCAGAAGAGAUUAAGAGAAUCGUGCGCAUCCGCGCCGCCACCGAGGGUGUUCAAAUCACGGACCCUGCUAUUGAUAAGAUUUCAGAACACGGCGUUCGCAUCAGUCUGAGAUACUGUCUCCAGCUCCUAACCCCUGCAAGCAUCCUUGCACGGGUCAAUGGCCGCAGCCAAAUCGACCUCCUCGACGUUGCGGAGUGCGAAGACCUGUUCCUGGACGCCCGGCGAAGCGCCAAGGUGCUGGCGAGCGAAUCUAGCCAUGGGUUAAUUUCAUGA
Lasiosphaeria miniovina is the source of this 1377-nucleotide messenger RNA. RefSeq names its product AAA family ATPase-like protein. The record is from RefSeq and is a predicted model, not a curated record. Gene Ontology annotation, cellular component: R2TP complex; Swr1 complex; Ino80 complex. Lineage: Eukaryota; Fungi; Ascomycota; Sordariomycetes; Sordariales; Lasiosphaeriaceae. Gene Ontology annotation, biological process: box C/D snoRNP assembly; chromatin remodeling; regulation of transcription by RNA polymerase II. The coding region runs from base 1 to 1377 and encodes 458 amino acids. Gene Ontology annotation, molecular function: ATP hydrolysis activity; DNA helicase activity; ATP binding. The transcript is spliced from 4 exons.